AUGGACAACGCAACUGCGCAACCGGUACCGGGCGAGCUUACAAGUACUAUCACUGCGGAGGAAGGAGCUGCAGACGUGCCGGCUAUAGUGCCUCCAUCAGAUCCCAGCGAAGACUCGGCGUAUCUUUCUCUGUGGGACCGGCUGAAUGCUCUGCUGGAGGCUGAUGGUGCUUCUGCGAGCACGGCACGGCAGCUAUUUCCUCCUCUGUCGUCUUUCCCUCUACCUCAUUCAUCGCGGCCGGUAGAGGAGCCAGAGCGGAGAGAUUCGUGGUUGCCUUUAAACGCGGGCAGCGCUUUUGUUAAUCAUGGGUUUUCGAAUGCAGAUGCGGUGAUGGACGAUGGCGGCGAUCAGCAAGCCGACGCAGCCAUUGAGACAGGCUCGAAUGCGACACCAGUCGUCUCAGACAACCCACUCGAUGCGCCUGAGGGCCCACGACCGGAGGCAGAGGCAGAGGCGGAUGCUGAGGACGAAGAGAUGGCGGAAACUGGGGAUGAUGUGAAGAGAGACUUGCCGGCAGUGGGUGGAGAGACUGCCGAUGGAGCAGCGAAGGAACAGCCAGAGCAAACCAAGGCCGCAAUAGAGACCUCUGCGCGGUCACAUCUCAUCUCGCAGGCCCACGCCAUCAUCCUGCCGAGCUACAGUACAUGGUUCGACAUGCAUCAAAUACACAACAUCGAGAAGAAGUCGUUGCCGGAGUUUUUCAACAGCCGGAAUCGUAGCAAGACGCCUGCUGUAUACAAGGAUUACCGGGACUUCAUGGUCAAUACGUACCGUCUGAACCCGGCAGAGUACUUGACUGUCACCGCGUGCAGGCGCAAUUUGGCUGGAGAUGUUUGCGCGAUAAUGCGUGUCCACGCCUUUCUAGAGCAAUGGGGCUUGAUCAACUACCAGGUCGAUCCGGAUACCAGACCAUCGAACAUCGGCCCACCCUUUACAGGCCACUUCCGCAUAACAGCAGACACCCCUCGAGGCCUGCAACCGCACCAACCCGCCCCUGGCUCCAUCGUCACCCCCGGUAAACCCAACCCGACAACCAGCCGUCUCGCCAGCGCAACCCCACCUACCAAAGCCGAUCUGAAUCUCGAAAUCCGCCGCAACAUCUACGAGUCCAAUGGCAAAGAAGUCACACCGUCGACGAGCACCGUGGAGAAGCCGGCCAAUGGCGAGGCUAGCACAGCUGAAGCCAAUGGAUCCGCAGCCACAGCCACAGCCACCGCCGCGAGAAGUCUGGAAGACUCUCUGAAAGAGACAGGCAAACCCCACUACUGCUACUCCUGCGGCAUCGACUGCACACGUGUGCGCUACCACAACACGAAAUCUACGCCGUCCUCCACAACCGGCAAGACCGGCGCAUCCCUCAAGUUCGAUCUGUGUCCGUCUUGCUACAUGAACGGCCACUUCCCCGCAUCUGGCCAGGCGAGCGACUACACAAAGCUCGAGAACGAGAACUACAAGGCGGUGCCGGACCGUGAUGCGCCGUGGACAGAUGCGGAAACAUUGCUGUUGCUCGAGGGACUGGAGCUGUUCGACGAUGACUGGAACAGCGUAGCUGAUCACGUGGGGAGCAGGACGAGGGAGGAGUGCGUGAUGAAGUUCCUGCAACUAGAGAUUGAAGACAAGUACCUCGAGGGCGAGCCAGACACCUCCGCAGCCGUGAACGGCGUCGUGGCUGGGAACCUGGGCUACCUGAGCAACGGACGCAUCCCUUUCACCCAGGCAGACAACCCCGUCAUGUCCGUCAUGGGUUUCCUAGCUGGCUUGGCCGACCCGGCCGUCACGGCCGCCGCAGCAGGCAAGAGCGUGGAAGAGAUGAAGCGCGUCCUGCGGGAGAAGCUCGAGCGCGGCAGCCUCGGCGCCGACAAGGGCAAGGAGAAGGAAAAGGACACCUCGACCCAAGACAGCACAGCACCCGCCCAACCCGCACCCGUCAAAGAUGAGCCCUCAGCCAUGGACAUCGACGCCGCCUCCACCACCCAAACCGCACUAGCGACCACCACUCCCUCUACUACCACCAACAACAACGGCACAGCCAACCCCCUAACAACCCUCCCCCUCGCCCUAACCGCCGCGCGCGCCUCCGCCCUCGCAUCCCACACCGAGCGGCACCUCACCGCCCUCGUCUCCUCCGCCGUGAACAUCGAGCUGCAAAAACUCUCCCUCAAGCUCACGCAGUUCAGCGAACUCGAAUCUCUCCUGCAAGCCGAGCGCCAGGACCUCGAAGCCCGGCGUGAGCAGCUUUUCCUGGAUAGAUUGGCGUUUCAGAAGAGGAUCAGGGGUGUUGAAGGGGCAUUCGCGCGGGCG
This is a messenger RNA of Coniosporium apollinis CBS 100218, 2301 nucleotides long. RefSeq lists its product as uncharacterized. Gene Ontology annotation, molecular function: histone binding; DNA binding. The transcript is spliced from 3 exons. Gene Ontology annotation, biological process: positive regulation of DNA-templated transcription. Lineage: Eukaryota; Fungi; Ascomycota; Dothideomycetes. The annotation marks the transcript as partial. Gene Ontology annotation, cellular component: SWI/SNF complex. The record is from RefSeq and is a predicted model, not a curated record.